CAUCAUGGGUCGUUUACUAUACGGUCUAGGUUUAAGAAUCAUGAAUUUCAUGGUUGUUUUCUUAAUUGUUAUUCUUUUGCCCGGCUUGCCGCCACGUACCACAUUUCCAUUCAAAGAAUUUUCAGUGGCACCGCCUAGACCUUUGACCGGUGCCCUAGAGCCCAACUAUCAUUUGGAGGGAGCCGAGCGCCUACUGGAAGGACGUGUCUAUGGCCCUGAAUGUUUGAUUGCCAAGAAUCGUGAUAUUUAUAUGGGCAUACAUGGCGGUGAGGUGAUCAAAAUAAAUGCCGGUCAUGUUACACAUGUAACUAAAUUGGGACAACCUUGCGAAGAUAUUACCGAGGAAUCACGUUGUGGCCGUCCCCUGGGUUUGGCCUUUGAUACCCAAGGCAAUAAUUUGUUGGUGGCCGAUGCCUACUAUGGCAUUUGGCAAGUCGAUCUGGAUUCGCACAAAAAGAAACUCUUGGUUUCACCACAACAAGUUUUGCCCGGCAAAGGUGUUGAUCGUCCAGCCAAGCUGUUCAAUGAUGUCGCUGUCGACAAGCAGGGAAACAUUUAUUGGUCAGAUUCUUCAUCGGAUUAUCUGUUGCAAGAUUUGGUUUACACCUCUUUGGUUAAUCCCUCUGGACGUAUCUUCAAAUAUGAUCGCGUUAAGAACGAAAGCACUGUCUUAGCCGAUGAACUCUUCUUUGCCAAUGGUGUUGCUUUGAGUCCCCAGGAAGACUUUUUGGUUGUUGCCGAAACGGGUGGUAUGCGUUUGAUGAAACACUACUUAAAGGGUAGCAAGGCUGGACAAACUGAAGUGUUCGUUGAAGGUUUACCCGGUAUGCCUGAUAAUUUGACACCCGACGCCGAAGGCUUGUGGGUACCAUUGGUUAUGGCUAGCGACAGCGAACAUCCCUCAGGCUUCAAUAUUUUCUGUAAUUUCCCCAGUAUUCGUUUGUUCUUGGCACGUAUGUUGACACUGUUUGAAUUGCCCUUCAAACUAAUCAACAAUGCCUACCCGAAUAAGAUUGCUCAACGCUUCAUCCAUUUCAUUGGUCAUGGUGAGAGUAUAUUGUUGUUGGCACCCAAACGUGCCACCAUUGUACGUGUUGAUUGGAAUGGUCAUAUUGUUGGUUCAUUGCAUGGUUUCGAUAAGAGUGUGGGUUCUAUUUCUCAUGUCUUGGAAUUUGAUGAUCAUUUGUUGUUGGGAUCGCCAUUCAAUCGUUUCUUGGGACGUGUUGCAAAUCCUAAGCCAGCAAGGAAGGAACCUAAUGUAAAGAUUAAUAAUGUGCGUUAUGAAGGUGUGGGUAUUGAACCGGCUGUGAAGCCACCUAAAAAGGAGACUACCACCACCACAGCUAAGCCAAAGGUGAAGGCCACAACUACCACCACUACUACAACUACACCAAAGCCUACUACUACAACUACCACGACCACAACUCCUAAGCCCACAACUACUACUACAACCCCUAAGCCAACAACAACAACUACCACACCCAAACCUACCACAACAACAACAACUCCCAAGCCAGUAACAACAACUCCUAAACCCACAACAACUACUCCCAAACCAACCACAACAACCACUACCACCACUCCAAAACCUACAACUACCACAACUCCCAAACCUGCAACAACUACAACACCAAAGCCUAGCACCACCACAGCUAAGCCCACAGCCAGUACCACCCGGGUACCUCCCAAACAACCAGCUCCCGUUGAAGAAAACAUUCCUCUCGAUACACCCGCCCCCAAACCCGAGAAAUUGAAAGUGAUCAACAAACAGGGUGAACAUGUUGAACUUUAA
Messenger RNA from Musca vetustissima, 1792 nucleotides. RefSeq names its product adipocyte plasma membrane-associated protein Hemomucin-like. The coding region runs from base 5 to 1792 and encodes 595 amino acids. The transcript is spliced from 4 exons. Gene Ontology annotation, molecular function: strictosidine synthase activity. Lineage: Eukaryota; Metazoa; Arthropoda; Insecta; Diptera; Muscidae. Gene Ontology annotation, biological process: biosynthetic process. The record is from RefSeq and is a predicted model, not a curated record.